Messenger RNA from Scophthalmus maximus (turbot), 2522 nucleotides. RefSeq names its product proline dehydrogenase (oxidase) 1b (gene prodhb). Gene Ontology annotation, molecular function: FAD binding; proline dehydrogenase activity. The transcript has 14 exons. Bases 171 to 2018 code for a protein of 615 amino acids. The record is from RefSeq and is a predicted model, not a curated record. Gene Ontology annotation, cellular component: mitochondrion. Lineage: Eukaryota; Metazoa; Chordata; Actinopteri; Pleuronectiformes; Scophthalmidae.
UCGCAGGUUGUCCACCCAACCAGCCCGAUGCUCACGCAGUGCGACUGGCGGACAGUAAGUAAGUGUUCUGUGGUCUGUGGGCACACGGGCGGCACCGACGCGCUCCCCGUGUCUGCGUAAUCGCGAGCCGCCGGCGCGCCGACAUCGAACCUCCUCCAUCGCCAGGCUCGAUGUUGUGGCUGAAGGCUGCGCCGGCCCUGGCGCGUCCUGGCGCGUCCGCGACCUUCAAGUGGCUCCUCUCCAGCCGGAGUCUCCGGACCACCGGCGCGCACAACGGGGGCCAGCGCGGGGAUGUGAGCAGCUCCGCGCGGCCGGGGAGGAGAGGAGGAGGAGGAGACGGCACCGCCACCACCGCCGCUUCCCAUGAGAUCUCCGUGGACUUUGAGCUGACCCGGGAGGCGUACAAGAGCAAAGACUCAUUGGAGCUGCUCAGAAGUUUGGUGGUGUUCAAACUCUGCUCCUAUAGCAUCCUGGUUGAUAAGAAUAAAGAGAUAAUGGAUCUGGGCAAGGCGAUCCUCGGCCGGAGAGCCUUCGACCAGCUCAUGAAGAUGACGUUUUACGGCCAGUUUGUGGCCGGCGAGGACCACCGGGCGAUCCGGCCGCUGAUCCAGAAGAAUGUGGCCUUCGGCGUCGGCUCUGUGCUGGACUACAGCGUCGAGGAGGACAUCAGCCAGGAGGAGCCAGAGCCGAGAGAAAGGAGCGACUCAUCUGUAUCCAUGGCAGAGAAAGGGGGCAUAGGCGGAGACCACGGAGAGGAAAAACAUAAAGUGCACAAACAGUUGGGGGAGCGUCGCGGGGGAGCGAGUGGAGGAGCCCCGACGUAUUCCAACAGCAACGAGGCCAAAUGUGACCAGCAUAUGGAAACCUUCAUCAAAUGCAUCAAAGCAUCUGGAGGGAGUUCAAUGGACGGAUUUUCUGCCAUCAAAAUGACGGCUCUAGGACGACCUCAGUUUCUGCUCCAAUUCUCUGAGGUCCUGGUGAAAUGGCAGCGAUUCUUCACCUUCCUGGCAUCAAAACAAGGGAAAGAUGGCACGGGAACUUCGGAGCAGAGGCUGGAGCUGGACCAACUACAGGAGUUCUUGACCAGAGCGGGUGCAAAAGGCAAUUUCUACGGCUGGUUCACUGGCAGGGAAGAGGCGGCGUCAGGAACCAUCGACGCGCUCGACUGGAACAGCCUAAUAGACGACAGAGCAGAGACGUCGGACCUGCUGGUCGUCCCAAAUCAAGGUGAGCUGGGGCCUCUGCUGGAGAAGUUCACCACGGAGGAGGAGGAGCAAAUGAAGAGGAUGUUACAGCGCAUGGACAUUUUAGCCAAGCAUGCCCUGGAGAACGGCGUUCGCCUGAUGGUGGACGCAGAGCAAACCUACUUUCAGCCAGCGAUCAGCAAACUGACGCUGGAAAUGCAGAGGCUCCACAACAGACAAACGCCUGUCAUCUUCAACACGUACCAAUGCUACCUGAAGGAGGCCUAUGAGCAAGUAGCUAUGGACGUAGAGCUUUCGCGGCGUGAGGGUUGGCACUUUGCCGCCAAGCUCGUCCGCGGCGCCUACAUGUAUCAGGAGCGAGAGCGGGCCGAGGAGUUGGGUUACGAGGAUCCCAUCAACCCCGAUUAUGAGUCGACCAAUAGAAUGUACCACAGGUGUCUGGAUUAUGUGCUCGACGAGAUCGCACUCAACAGAAAUGCCAACGUAAUGGUUGCAUCCCAUAAUGAAGACACAGUGAAACACACCUUGAGGAGAAUGAAUGAGCUGGGUCUAACUCCCACGGAGAACAAGGUGUACUUCGGUCAGCUGCUGGGCAUGUGUGAUCAGAUCAGCUUCCCGUUGGGCCAGGCCGGCUACCCCGUCUAUAAGUAUGUCCCCUACGGGCCGGUGAACGAGGUGAUGCCCUACCUGUCUCGGAGGGCCCAGGAGAACAGAGGCUUCAUGAAGGGCGCCCAGAAGGAGAGGGAGCUGCUGUGGCGGGAGCUGAAACGCCGACUCGCCUCCGGGGAGCUUCUCUACAGACCGGUGUACUGAAAACACAGACAGAGACAGAGACAGAGGGGAGGGCGUGUUCAAGUGUCAGGGUUUCAUAUAAGGAAAAAAGGAAAGGAGUCCUCGCAGGUUGACGGCUGCUGCGGCUGCAUCUCCUGCUCUGGCCUAUUCCGGAGUUUUCUCGCUGACGGAAUGUUUUCCGUACGUCCCCCCCCCCCCCCCCCCCCCCCCCAUCCUCCGUCCCCCUCACCUUCCCUUCUCCACCUUCACCCCCGUCCCAUUGUCCACGUUCUCUCUCCACUUCUUUUCCUCAUCCGCCUCUGCUGGGCCCGCGAGCGCUCCUCACUUUGUCUUCACGCCGUCUAAAGAGCUCCGGUAUCCAUCAAACGGGGCAUCUUUACUGCUCCAAGAGGAACUCUCUAAAAUGUCAACAAGACUGCGGCGGGCAUCUGUUUUUAUGGCCCUAUUCAUCUCGGACAGGGACAGCAAUAAUGAAAAAAAAUAACAGGCUUGAUUUAAAUGGUAGUAAAGGAAACAUCAAUAUCC